Bombyx mori (domestic silkworm) is the source of this 8752-nucleotide messenger RNA. RefSeq names its product eye-specific diacylglycerol kinase (gene rdgA). Bases 576 to 4469 code for a protein of 1297 amino acids. The transcript is spliced from 21 exons. The record is from RefSeq and is a predicted model, not a curated record. Gene Ontology annotation, biological process: lipid phosphorylation; intracellular signal transduction; diacylglycerol metabolic process. Gene Ontology annotation, molecular function: protein binding; ATP-dependent diacylglycerol kinase activity. Lineage: Eukaryota; Metazoa; Arthropoda; Insecta; Lepidoptera; Bombycidae.
UAUGUCUGUGUAGGCGUCGAAGCGUCAUCUUUCCAUGUGUUCGCGUGGACUUCAACAAACACUUGGCCGUACUUAAAAGUGCGGGAAGCUAUGUGAGGAACUUAAGGCAUUGGGCAGAGGAGGGGCUGCGGGGCGCGGUUGCCCGCCCAACAUGAGCGACAGUCAGCCGCCAGUCGGCUCCUCGUUCCCCGAUGAGCGACCGUUCUGGCUGCCACGGGUCCGAUAUCGCGCGGUUUUCGUAAACAUAGUUCGCGGACCGCGGACGCGAGUAUAAUCGUGUAUUGUUUUCACGGCAUUCGUGUGAAGGCCAGUUGUGUUUGCUCGACAGUAAUUAUUGGCGGCUUAAAAUCGAGAUAUAAGCGUUGUUCUAGCGCCAUGUGUGCUGAUCACCAAGGUGCGACUUCGGCCGGUUGACCACACACGCACACGCACCAUCACCACGCAUACUGUGAGGAAUGAGGAUGACGUGUAAUGUGUAUCUGUGAUGUAGUGGUGCAGUGGUCGGGAAGCGGGGGUGGAGGCGGCGGGGCGGGGCGGCGACAUGAGGGGCGCGCGCGCAACCCGCCCCGGCCGCCAUGCAACGCCUGCGCACCACUUUCAAACGUUCAAGAACGCCGACACCUGCCGACAUGAAGACACAAAGCAGCCUCGAGGUGCCCAAACAGGUCCGAUCGGCAUCAUUCGAUGAGAUCCAGUUGGAGGCAGCGCGGGGCUCUGGCACCAGCGUUUUGCUUGCUGUGCCGCAGCCCGGCGCUCGCAGUCGCUCCUUCGAUUCUGCUGGAUCGGAUGACUCGGGCACCUAUCUCGAGGUACCGCGAUUGUGGUCCCGACGCAGAUCAGGUAAAGGCACCCCACCACCAUGCGUGCAUUGUCGCCACAUGGAAACGUGGCUCGCUCGUCGUAGCGAAGAACGAACUACCCCAGAAAGACCGUUGGCCUCUUCUUCGGCCGAAGAUGAUGAUGAAGAUGAAGAUGAAAGCGAGGCAGAAGGCCCUCGAGUCACUCUUGAGCCCCCACCUCCAACUCGAGUUAUCAUACCGCCGCCUCUGCCGCAGUCGCCGCCUCCUUCUCCUGGAGCGCCAUCAUUCGAAUUGCAACCCCCUAGUGACGAGCCUCCUAUAUUACCACAAAGACGUCGAUCGAUAUCUAGGCAAGAAGCCUUCUUUGUGGAGCCUACAGGAAGUUCACUCGAGAAUGUUCGAGCGUCGGAAGAAGGAGUGGCAAGUGCGGCAAGGGACUCGCUCGUCCACGACAUUUAUUUGGCAGUGCCCGAGUUAAAACGCGAUCGCGCCGCGUCGGUUGAUUCCUGUUUCUCGAAAGUAUCGGGUGGAGCUCGAGCCGAACAAUUGAACGGUAGUGCAAAUUCAUUAACCGUGCCUGGUACUGGACUCCGAUCGAGGUCAGUGGACAUUGUACUGCCUACGGCUGAGCAAUCGCGCUACAAGGCGUUGGCCUUGACAUCAGCCCAAGUUCAAUCAACAGUCCAGCAGCAGGAAUCAGCACAAGCGACAUGUACUGUGAACGCGACUCUCGACAACAGACGGCCUGGCGAAGCGGUUGGUGCUCGAGUUCUCCGGUCCACACCCGACUGGGGAGAAGGAGCAAUCAGUGGCGAACAUCUCUGGUCACCCACCUCGGUAUCAGGCGAUUGUUGUUAUGUCGGAGAUGCAGAAUGUCAGAAACAUGGAUCCAGAAUGAAGUGUUCAGCUUGUAAGAUCAUCGCGCAUACGGCGUGCAUUGACAUCCUUAUGGACAGAGUCCAAUUCACAUGCAAGCCUACAUUCCGCGACGUGGGUGUACGUCAGUAUCGCGAGCAGACUGUCACGCAUCACCACUGGGUACAUCGCCGCUCUGAGAAGGGCAAGUGCAAGGCUUGCGGCAAGUCGUUCUGGCGUCGCUGCUGUCGGUGGUGCAUACCAACAAGGGGCUCCAUAGACACGGCUAUGCAACUACACAAUGGUGAUAUGAACCAUUCGCUGCAGGCAAAACUCUCCUUCAGCUCUAAAGAGAUCGUCGCUCUGAGUUGCUCCUGGUGUAAAGACGCCUACCACAACAAAGAAAGCUGUUUUAAUCUUCAGCGAAUAGGGGAAGAAUGCUCAUUAGGUUCACAAUCAAAUAUAACAGUACCACCUUCGUGGAUUGUUAAAUUGCCCAGAAGGGGGAGUUUUAAAUCGUCGCUAAGAAAAUCCCCGAAGAAGAAAAGUGCCUCUAAAAAGAAAGGAAAGGAGUCGAAAAACGAACUGAGAACUUUCGUUAUUAAACCCAUACCGACAACGAACGUAAAACCGGUGUUGGUUUUCAUUAAUCCGAAGAGCGGCGGCAAUCAAGGGGCCAAAUUACUUCAGAAGUUCCAGUGGUUAUUAAAUCCUCGACAGGUGUUCGAUCUCACACAAGGUGGCCCUGGGCCCGGAUUGGAAUUAUUUCGUAAAGUACCCAACUUGAGGGUAUUAGCGUGCGGCGGAGACGGCACUGUUGGAUGGGUGCUCAGUGUUCUCGAUCGCAUCGGCUCAAGACCCGCCGUUGGAGUCCUGCCUCUUGGCACAGGGAAUGACCUCGCACGAGCACUUGGGUGGGGAGGGGGUUACGAAGAUGAGCCUAUAUCGAAAAUUCUCGCCAACAUCGGAGAAAGUGACACAGUAUUGUUGGACAGAUGGCAACUGACAGUAGAACCAAACACUUCGGCAUCAGGCGAGGACACCAUUAAUGCGAAACCAGAGCUGCCACUAAACGUAGUCAAUAAUUACUUUUCGUUUGGCGUUGAUGCUCACAUCGCUUUGGAGUUUCACGAAGCCAGGGAAGCCCAUCCUGAGAAGUUCAAUUCUCGAAUAAGAAACAAGUUGUUCUAUGGAACGGCAGGAGGGAAGGAUCUCAUGCAGCGCAAGUGGAAAGGGCUUGCCGAAUUUGUCACUAUGGAGUGUGACGGGAAAGAUCUCACACCAGUGCUCAGAGAGCAUAAAGUACAUGCUAUAGUUUUCUUAAACAUUCCAAGUUACGGGGGUGGCACUCACCCUUGGAAUAAGUCUGGAGGAGCUGUUGAGCCCUCUACUGAAGAUGGAUUAAUAGAAGUAGUAGGAUUAACCACAUAUCAAUUGCCUUUAUUGCAAGCCGGAGGUCAUGGUACCUGUAUAACUCAAUGCAAGACUGCUAAAAUAGUAACCACAAAAGUUAUUCCGAUGCAAGUAGACGGCGAGGCUUGUCGACUGGCGCCUUCAAUUAUUACAUUGUCUCGUCUCAAUCAGGCAACGAUGCUCGCUAAAAGAAAACCUGGGAGGAUUAUAGCACCUCAAACAACAUUAGACAAACUAACGCUGACAGUGAAUCUCAUUACUAUGGCGGACUACGAAAGGCAUCAUUAUGACAAGGAACUACUCGCCAAGACAGCCGAACGUGUGGGCUCUUUUGAUGUGAAUCCCGCAACUGACUUGGAGCAAAUACGUACCCUCAUUCAAAACAUGAUCAAAGAAUCUCAACAGUACUCCAACCUUGUUGACUGGUGGUUUGUUGACUCCGUAACAGCAGAACGAUUUUUUAGAAUCGACAAAGCCCAGGAGAAUCUUCAUUUCCCAGCAGAUAUUGGACAUGAGAACAUUUACAUACUCGAUGCGGCGCCACACACGCCCGACACCGAAACCACAGCUCAGCCAGACACCACUGCCUCACUCGACAGGACCGGUCCCUCAGUUUCUCUGGAUACAACUACCGGAUUGUCCGUGUCAUUGGAUAUCUCACAAAGUGUUGAUACGCCCAGUGCCGGAGUUUCGCUGGAUGUACCAGAAUCUCAUGCAAGCGAAUCCGGUUUUGGUAGUCCCGCGAGAACGUCAGAAGACCAAUUGACCCCGCAGACCCCUCCCCCCAUAUACUCUGUCUCGGCUCCUGCAACUAAAACCUCUGCUCCUCCAACACCAAAGACAAUACCCCCAUCUCCCUCUAAAGUUCCUGUGUUGACCCAAGAGCCUAACUCCCCGCCGUUGUGUACCAGCCCACCAGCCAAAGAUAUUCGACCAACACGCGAGUCCAUCGCCCGAUUCAAAACAAAUUUGUUAGAAAAAACAUCCGACGCACUACUAAAAGCAGCGAAAGUGGGCGAUUUGAAACUGAUGAAAGAGCUUCAUGCGGCCGGCUACUCGUUACUCUCGAUCGAUGCCAGCGGACAGACAGCAUUGCAUAUUGCAGCCCGAUACGGGAACAAAGAGAUAAUUAAAUAUCUGAUAGCGUGCGCUCCGACCGCCAUAUUGAACAUGAGAGACAACGAACGCGGUCAGACAGCUCUGCACAAGGCGGCGGCGCAUCGACGGCGCGCGGUCUGCUGUAUGCUGGUAGCAGGCGGUGCUUCUCUGACGCGCGCCGACCACGCAGGUCUGACGCCGCGGCAUCUCGCGCUUCGGGCCGACGAUCACGACCUCGCCGCCUACCUUGAAAGUCAAGAACAUUUCCAAUUAGUGUCCGAAGACUUAGAAACUGCUGUUUGAACGAGGAAGUUCCGAAAACAGUCACUAACCAUUCAUGACCUCACAUGUCACCGUGAGUAACGUUACUCCACUUACGGAGUCUAGUAAAGAUUAGUCGACUGUCUAUCCACAGGGAUAUUUCGAUUAUAUGAAUAUGUUUUGCUACUUACAUAGGAGCUUCAUUGUUUGUCAUUUAAAUAUUUCCAAUUAAUGUACUUAUAAUUAGACUGCAUACUUCGAAUUAAUUAUUAAGGGCAUAUUUCAAUGAGCUAAUCAAUCAGUUAAGGUUAACGAUUCAAACAUCUAAGUAAUUCGUUUGUUACAAUAAUUACGAAUUUGGAUUAUUCAUUUUAAAACUUUUAUGCCGUCUAGGGCUCGCUUGCAUCAAUUUACAAAUAGGUAAUGUUCUGCAUCUUGUUAUUCAUCAAAUUUGAAUGCUUCUCAUCUGAGUAGAGAUUGAGUAGGUUUAAUGGGUUCUUAAUAUACCUAUUAAUCGUCGGUAACGAAGAGACCUUUAUUCGUGCAUUUUUAUCAUUCUUCGUGCAUUUUUAUCAUAAACCAAAGUAUUUUAUGUAGAAUCCAAUCAAUUGUUUUUUCAUAAGGAAUGCUCCAAAUAUAGAAGAUACUUAAUCGCGCUUAAAUAUUAAAAUAGAUUGGAUCCACUUAAAUUGAUGUAGAUCGUCUUAAACAUUAGCUUAAUUUCAUUAUGGCAUUCGUGUGUAAUUAGUAGUUUUUUUUUCUGCAGUAAUUGUGACGUGGAAAUUGCUAAAACAUUUAAUGGAUGUUUAGGAACAAAUCCCUAUUGUAUGAUCUUAAAGUUUAUGCAAGUAUUUUUCAGAUUAGACACUCUUACACUCACUGUUGUAUUCAAAUCAAUAUAGUUAUAUGUAAUUCUAAGAAUUUUUGAUUCUCUAUCUUUGCAUAUAUGUAUUCUAUAUUCAUAGAAAAAUGGCACCAGAUACUAAUAAUUUAUAAAUAAAAUAUACGACUAUUUUCCGAAAACUUCACUUCACUUUGACAAUUAGUUCGUAAUUAAAGUCUCUAUAAAAUUGUUAUAAAUGUACAACGUUAUUAAAUUUUAUUUAGCAAUAACUCCUGAAAUAUAAUAACUCCUGAAAGUGUGUAUAGUAUUUUUUACUUUCGUGUAAAAUCUUAGUCUUGUAAAAAAAUAAACAUCUAUUUUCUGUCUUUUAACCUUAUUUCAAGUGCUUAAGAAGUAAGAAAAACUUAACUAUUAACCUUCAUUUCUUUGCUGGCUUGUUUUUAUCGUAUAUCCUUAAGAUUACACGGUCGUAGGUUCCGCGAGGAAUUGUUUGAGAUAAACCCGUCAACUCCUUGCUAUUGCAACUCCAAAGUAGAAUUAAUGGCGGAAACCGCUGAAUUCGUCCACAUUAGGUUCUCAAGUCUGCAUUCUCUCCAAAACGAAACGCAAGAGUUUUUAGCAUCAGAAAUAGGUACGUAUUAACUUCUGCUAGUAUAACAACGACAACCGGUACUAUUGGGUAUAAAAAUUAGAAGCUGACUGAGCUAGAAAUAUGAAGUGAGAAUUUAGUUGUUUAUUAAUGAAUGUCUGGGAAGUAAGAAUAGCUCGUAGUAAUGGGAUUCACCACAUCUGCUAAUUUAUAGCCGAACAGCUUUAUAAAAUAGGAUUCACAGGCUUUAAAAUAACAAAAGAAAAUAUUUUUUCCCUUUCGGUAUUUUAUCUUGUUUAUUUCCGCGAUCGAAGCUCCGAAACUAUUUGUAAACGUUCAUAUCAGUGGAGAGUACUUAUCGUAGGGACGCUUAGCAACUAAAUCUUUCGACAAUGGGAGGCUUCCACUCGCCCUUUCUGUCUAUUGUUAUUUAUUAUCGUAUCCAAUAAUGUUCGAUUUAUUUGUUGUCUAGCUGUUCACAAGUAGGACAAGUUAUUGUUGUUUACGACUAUUUAUGUCUAUACUUCUAUGUGUAGUAAUAAUUUAGUGUUUAACGAAUUUACUCGUAGGUACUACUCGCUGUAGAGCGAACAAUGAAAGACAAAGCUGUGAGAAUUUCGAUCGUAAUGUAAAAAGAUAGUUAUUUUAUCGUAAGAGUAAACAUUGUACCCUAAAGAUGUUUUGUGAAUUUCUUAAUUAAUGUGUAGGUUAAUUAUGUAGUCGUUAGGUUAAUGAUUUUGAAUUGAAUGAAAUGAAAUCUGAGUUGUGAGAUUAAUGGAAUUAGAUCUUAAUUUAGACAAAACCUCUUCGAUCGAUAUACGUUACGAAUUUUAUGAUCGUUCCGUGCUAUAUAGAACGUCGCGUGUGUACUUACUGAAAUAAUGAUGGCUUUCCUUUGCCCCUAGCGCCCCUUGCCGAUAAAACAAACGAGACAAACUCUACUCACUAUUUAUACAUGUAACUAGUUACGCGAAUUUAGCGAAUUAGACAUUUUAGAAGCUUCACAGUAUAUUAUAUUUAUUCACUAACCUUAGGACAAUUGAGUCGUCUAUUAUCAAAGGUGGCAAUCUGUGCAUUUGGACAAAAAAAUGUUAUUGAUAUGUCAAUACAGAUUGAUUUGAAUAUAAUCGUCUCCUUCAAAGAAUACGGUUCAAAACCUGCAUUAAAUAAAGGUUAAUACUUAACCUGUUAUUUAUCUAAGUUGUCGUUCAGAAGAGUUUUGUGACUGCCAAUGGAAUACAAAGUCAAUAAUUCGUUUUUCUGAUUUACCAAUAAUUGUCCAAAAGUCACAUUGCCGGCUUUGAUAAUAGUCGAUUAAAUUAUAGUCGUAUUUAAAAUAACAAAUGAAUCUGAAUACUCGUAGUUCGUCUGUCUUCGCGAUAAAUGAAUGAAAUAUUCUUGAUAACAAUUAGGCGAACUAUUAGAUGUUAAGCCUAAACUUUAAUCAUAUUAUGAUAUCGUAUAGAUAGUGUUUGUGUGUACAUACUAUAUCGGAGGCCUUUGUUCCGUAGCCUAUUGUAUAUUUCUCCUUAGAAUAUUUCACGACCAAAUUCUUAAAUUUUAAUGAACAAUGAAUAUCACUAGGUUAAUAAUAUCCAAGCACUGAUCUAGAGAAUAUGUAGCUAUUCUUCGAAUAUAAUCGAAUAACGAGUGGAACUCACAUUUCUAUAAAACUUUUGAUGAUUAAAACUAAAGUGUACAUGUUCAUUUGACGCAUUGUAUUGAAAUUAAUUUUUAAAAUGUAUCUCUAAUUAAAUGUCAAAUUUAUAUUAAAGCCGUUUGUGAGAAUUUAUAAGAACAUCGGAAAUAAGCAUUGAAUAGGUAUAAAAACAGCAUUUAAAAUAAAAACUUUCUUUUAAAAUUUUACACUAAAUAAUCCUAGAUUGUAAGUUUUCAGACAACUAUUAGUACUCAUACCAUUGAGUGAUAUUUACGGUUCUGGUUGUAUUUAAAAGCUUAUUUCAUUUGAAUUUCAUGUAAUUGUCAAGUUUCACUGAAAUUUACUAUAGUUACCAAAUGUAAGUAAUGCGAUACAGUUCUUUGUCUCGUUUAUAAAUAAAUUGUCGAAAUGUAUUAAUAUUUAUUUGUUGUAAAAGACGUUACGUUAUAUAAAACGAAACAUAGUGUUAUCGUGUUUGUUGAUUAAUUUAACAUUGUUGAAAUUAUCAGAUUAUUUUCAUGUUAUUAAAAUGUAUGUUAAUACCCUAUUUAUUUUAUCAUUAGUAAAUAUCCUUAGUAUGAACGCAUGUGGACUUCGUGAUACAGUUGUGAAAAAUUCUCAGAAUUAAUACCACCGACGAUUACAAUAACUUUAAUUUUCGCGACAAAUGAUUCAUUUAUAUAUAUAAAUUUCAAUGCAUUUUAAUAUUACAUUUACCGUUGAUAAGAUGUGUCUUGAGAAGUAGUCCAGAGUAUUUUGAGACAGAUAUUACUUGUAAUAUUGUGUGAACUUUAAAUAAAUUCGAAUAGUCCAGAGAUCUGAUAAAUUUUAAGAUAUGUAACAUGAGUGGAGCUUAUGUCUAUAAGAGCUUUUCCUAUAAAUAUCUGUAAUUACACAAUAAGAAUAUACAUUGCAAUUGUAAAACUCACAUUUGACAAAUAUUUUAUAUUUGACUGUGUGAUAAAAAGCGAAUAUAUUGACAUAAAAAAGUAAUUGAAAAUAUUAAAUUGCUUUGACGAGUGUUCCCAUAUAAUUAAUAAAAAUGUCUCUUUAAAACUUUUUUGGAUAUGAUCUGUUUUUAAAGGCACCAAUGUAGUGUUUUCAGAGCACUGAUUCAAUAUAAGUACAUACAUAACUUAUUUUUGCACUCAAUAAUGUUACUAAAUUAAAUAUUUUAAAUAUAAUAAUUUAAAGAAGUACACAUAAAGAACAAUAAAAUUUGAAUUUAAGAA